GAAGCUGCCGGACGACCAGAGCUUCAUAAACUGCGCCAACGACAAUUGUGCCUGGACUUCCAUAUUCAAUUGUGCGAUUGCCAUAGAAUUCGCUUCUAAAAUGUUUACACCACGGUUCGCAACCUCCAUCGGAUCUGCCGGCGCUUCUCAUCGCGCAUCACAAUGUCUUCGUCAACAACGAGUGCAAGCCACACGGUCCAGUAGACCUGCUACCACAAACUCCGCACCAUGUCGAACACAGCAGCAGAGAUGGCAAUCUACACGAGGAGCACAACCUAAGGUUAACCGCUCCAAAGGCUCAUUCACGAGGAAUGCCAAAAUACUCUUUCGAGCACAUCCAUAUAGCAUGACCGGAGCUACAAUAGCGUAAUUGACACCUUACAUCCGUCUGCUUUCAUUUUACGGCUUUGAUGUGCAGUGCUAAUACAGCAUUUGCAAAUACAGUAUAGGAUUCGGAGUCUUUUGUCUAGGAUAUAUCAAUUGGUGGUAUAACAAGUACAUAAUCGACGGCUUCAAAGCCUUUCCCGAACCUGUAGCAAAGCAAUUGCGCAAGGCCCUCUACUACACCAAUAUGUCGCUCGAACCUAAGAAUGCUAUUAAAUACUACAAAGAGGCUUUACGAGUUGCAGAUGAGAUGGGUAUGGAUCCAUUUUCUGACGAGUAUCUUGGAAUCAAAAUAUCUGUUUGUGUUUUAUUAGAGAAAAUUCAAGCCUAUGACAAGGCGAUUGGUGUGUACGAAAUUAUGAGAGAUGACUGUGGGAAAUGGAUGGAGCAACUGGGAGAUUUGGAGAGGAAUAUUGGCAAGAGAACGAGAGUGCUUAGGAGGAUGGUAGAGAUCAGUGUCAAAAUUGCCGAUUUAUACAACGGGGAAUACGUUUUACAACCAGAUAAGGCCGAGGAAAGCUUGGUGUAUGCAGUGGAAACUAUAUUAAAGGAACAAAUGAGGAGACAGAAAGAGGGAAUCAGACCUGGGGAAGAGGUUUGGUUAUCGGACGAAGAGAUGGGCGGAACUUUUGAAGCUCUUGCACAUCACUAUGAAGCAACCGAUAAACACCACCUUGCCGCACCCCUAUUCCUCCAAGCUAUCGCUCUCUCUACCCCAGCUACCUGCCACACAGCCGUUCUAAUGAACAAUCUCUCCAUCUCACUGGCCCAGCAAAAUCCACCACCAGAACUAGGCCAACCCAUAAUAUCCCGCUCUCAACAAAUCAAAAAUGCCCGCGCAUGGGCUACCAAAUCCCUAGAAAUUUGUGCCAAAAUAGCACCCCCAGAAAGAACCGAAGAAUGUGAUCUCGGAUGUGCUGUUGCGACACAUAAUCUAGGAGAAUUCGCAGAAAUGGAUGGGAAUAUCCAGGAAGCUAGGAGAAGAUAUGAAGAAGCGAGAAGCUUAGCGAGUGCGAUGGGAUUUAAGGAGGGGGAGGCACAGAGUGAAGAGAGGUUGGCGAAGAUUGUCGGUAGGCAGGAGAUUGUCAAUAGGGGUUGAGUUGGCCUGGCGAGGCUUGUAUUCUGAAAUUAUGAAGUGUCUCUGAGAGGUAGUAAGAGGAUUACCUUUAGCCACAGGUUCAAUCUGGGCCCUUCUAUACUUUAUAUGGAUUUCCACACUGCAAGAGCAGCACAUCCCGCAUGCCAAUAUACCAAAUUCAACUCCCCUGUCGCUGUGUAAAGA
Molecule: messenger RNA, 1666 nt
Organism: Botrytis cinerea B05.10
Lineage: Eukaryota; Fungi; Ascomycota; Leotiomycetes; Helotiales; Sclerotiniaceae
Exons: 3
Coding region: 572-1483 (303 amino acids)
Biological process (GO): protein quality control for misfolded or incompletely synthesized proteins
Cellular component (GO): i-AAA complex
Molecular function (GO): misfolded protein binding
Source: RefSeq, a predicted model, not a curated record